CGGUUCCGUUUUCACUAAUGGCGACGGCCACGGCGUCUGCCUAUUUCUGAAGGUUCAUAAGGGAGUUUCAGGCAUGACUGCAAGAUUUUUACCUUUGCAACUAGCCCUCAGUUAGACAUUUCGCCGAAUGAAUUCGAGAAGCAUACUCAGGUGCCAUGUGCCCAGCUGUAUAGAUUAACCAUGGACGGACUACCAACCCACUACGGCCGUCAGGGACAGCAACGAUCCCAAGUAAUAUAUCACUCGCCGAGGUUCAAAGGAUACGUCGCCAGCCUUGUUCUCUGUAAAUGCAUCCUGGCAUACGCAUACUUCCUCUCGUAUAAUAUCUUAAAUUAUCUCCACGUUGUACAGUUCCUCUUCAUCGCUCGCCUUGUUGCCUCAACUGCACUUGUAAUUAUACAAAAGCCCUUCUCCAGUGGGUCGAAACUAACACGCUCACAAUGGCUGCGGGUCCUUCGUCACGCUGUGAUCAAUUCUUCUCUCAUACUUUUGGAGCUCUUUGGCCUCACUCUGUGUGGGCCUUUACGGACAAUUCUGCUCACCCAACACAAAGACCUUGUGGUCAUAGUUGGCGUAAAGGCGCUCUUCACAAGUGCUGGCGGUCACUCCAAGUUUAGAGGAGCAGUGUGUUUUAUAUUGGCGGUAUUGUCGCUGCUGUUUCUUGACUUCGACGACAAGGAGGCUUUGCCGACGGAGCACCCUGAGGGCUAUCAACACCAUGGGUUGAGCCACAUCUUUUAUUACCUGGUUUCACUUCUUGGUCUUCCAGAUCACAAGGGUGGUGUGCUACUUCUUGCCCUUACCUUGUGCCUCCAGACGGGUUUUCGAACUAUCUCUCGCACACUAGCUGUCGAUGUUGGUGGAGCCAAGCGAUUAAACGCACUGUCGAGUGUUCUGUCCACCUUGCUUUUAGCGCCUCUCCUGCUGUUUGUUAAAGUACCGGCUUCCAUGAAUGAGGAGGUUUUGCAGGUGCCCUUUUUUGUGCUGCCACUUGUCUUCUCUGGCCUGGCCGUCUUCGUGCUGGACUACUACGUGGAAUCUGUGUGCACGCUUCGUCUUGACUCGUACAUCACUGCUAGGCUGGGUUCACUGACUGUGUUUACGGCUGCCUUGCUUCUGGCCUUCUCGUGGGGCACGAACAGCCACACAAGCCACUCGUGGACAGGUUUGACCUCGGGGCAGCACUCGCUCUCUGGUGGUCUCAUCUUUGCCUGGAUCAUGUUUGUGCUUGCCACACUGAUUCUGAGUUCACCCGACCUGAAGGGCACCAAGGGUACCUUGGUAGGCUACUCCAGUGAUGGUGACCCCCUCUACCAUUUCAAUGGGGAUGCAUUUCACAUGGGGCCAGGCUACUCCAUGCUAUCUGUGCUCCGGUCUGGAUUGAUGCAGAUCAUGAAGGAGUCGGACUCAAGGCGGAUAUUCUACUUCCUCUGCAUCAAUCUAAUGUUCACGGGUGUGGAGCUGUUGUAUGGCAUGUGGACAAACUCCCUCGGGCUCAUCUCGGACGGGUUCCACAUGCUCUUUGACUGUUCUGCACUGGUUAUGGGCCUUGCAGCUGCCUUGCUGGCAAGACGCAGCGCCACACGAACAUUCCCAUUUGGGUACGGCCGUGUGGAGGUCCUGUCAGGUUUUAUGAAUGGCCUGUUUCUUGUUGUCAUUGCUUUUAUGGUGUUCAGCGAAGCCAUAACAAGGCUUUUUGACCCUCCACAAAUCAAGACUGAACGUCUCCUGACUGUUUCCAUUGCUGGUCUCAUUGUGAACCUCAUAGGAAUCAUUGCCUUUCGUCAUACUCACUCACACAGCCAUGGUGCUAGCCACAGCCAUAGUCAUGCUCAGAGUCAUGGACAUAGUCAUAUGGGUGCCAAUACAAAUUUGCAAGGCGUUUUCCUCCACAUUCUAGCUGACACUUUAGGCAGUGUUGGUGUGAUAGUAUCAUCUCUUCUUAUUGACCAGUUUGGACUGCUCGUGGCGGACCCCUUGUGUUCUGUGUUUAUCGCCGUGCUCAUCUUUGUCAGCGUGCUGCCUCUUCUCAAGCAUUCCUCCAUGAUCUUAGUGCUGAGGACACCCUGUCAGCUUGAAGGCAAGAAGCUGCCAUCCGUGCUAAGCAAAGUCUUGAAGAUUGAAGGUGUCUUGUCAUAUCGCAACGAGCACUUCUGGUACCACACCGGUGACGUGCUGGCUGGCUCCCUGCACGUACAAAUUGCCAAGGAUGCCAGCUCCCAGAAAGUGCUCAGUCAGGUUACAUCGCUGUUCAAGGAACUGGGUAUGCAGCACUUCACAGUACAAGUGGAAAAGGAAGAAUUCUUCCAGCAUAUGUCCGGCCUUCGCGCUAGUACAAACUACUACAGCAAUGCGCUCCUUAGGUCAGCGGCGCAUCAGGCCUCCAAUGGUGCCUUGUCUCUGUGUAUUGUGAAGUCGAUAUAAUUCCAUGCAAGGGACCCACAUCGCAACUUAAGCAGCGUGUGCCUAAUGGACCUUAUUGUUUUGUACAGUGGAACUGGUGCAUAGUGUACGCCUAAUAAAAUUAUGUUGUAAUACUGUA
Messenger RNA from Dermacentor andersoni, 2542 nucleotides. RefSeq names its product proton-coupled zinc antiporter SLC30A5-like. NCBI's taxonomy places the organism in Eukaryota, Metazoa, Arthropoda, Arachnida, Ixodida, Ixodidae. The record is from RefSeq and is a predicted model, not a curated record. Gene Ontology annotation, molecular function: zinc ion transmembrane transporter activity. Gene Ontology annotation, cellular component: membrane; cytoplasmic vesicle; Golgi apparatus. Gene Ontology annotation, biological process: intracellular zinc ion homeostasis; zinc ion import into Golgi lumen.